GAGGUGUAGUGUUGAUAUCAGGGACCGGCUCAAACUGCAAGCUCGUCAAUCCCGAUGGCUCACAGAUCGGCUGUGGAGGCUGGGGUCACAUGAUGGGCGAUGAGGGAUCAGCAUUCUGGAUCGCUCACUUGGCGGUGAAGACAGUGUUUGAUGCCAAAGACAACCUGGUGGCUCCUCCGUAUGAUAUUUCACAUGUCAAGAAAACCAUGGAGGAGUACUUUCAGGUGUCAGAUUUGAUGGGCAUGUUGCCGCACCUCUACAGACACUUCCAGAAGUCCUACUUUGCUGGUUUUUGCAAGAAGCUGGCUGAAGGUGCAGAAGCAGGGGAUGCUCUCUGUCGGUAUGUGUUCACUCAGGCUGGGAGAGUCCUGGCAAAACAUGUAGAAGCAGUCCUGCCUGCAGCACAAGAGGUAACGUAUAAUGAAUUCUAGUGUAGGGGUGGACUAAACCGUUUUGGGCCUUUUGUAAGAGAGAGAUCCCAAUCUCAGCUGCAGAUUGGAUGAGAACCUGUUA
Molecule: messenger RNA, 513 nt
Organism: Plectropomus leopardus (leopard coralgrouper)
Lineage: Eukaryota; Metazoa; Chordata; Actinopteri; Perciformes; Serranidae
Source: RefSeq, a predicted model, not a curated record